Acanthaster planci (crown-of-thorns starfish) is the source of this 3148-nucleotide messenger RNA. RefSeq names its product amine oxidase [flavin-containing] B-like. Gene Ontology annotation, molecular function: flavin adenine dinucleotide binding; primary methylamine oxidase activity. Lineage: Eukaryota; Metazoa; Echinodermata; Asteroidea; Valvatida; Acanthasteridae. Gene Ontology annotation, cellular component: mitochondrion. The record is from RefSeq and is a predicted model, not a curated record.
GUGAACGAGCUCCAGUAUACAUGUAGCUCCACAGUUUUUAGUGAACUAGCCACCCCACCCAGCUCGAGGUGAAACACGUACAGAGAGGUUUAAGGCCGACCAUCAGGCCAGCAGGGAGUACCGUCCUUUGACCUCCCUUGAAGAUCAGCCCAGGCGCUGUUGUUCAUCCGUUCACCUACACAGCUUCAAUUCAGGAAGCUGGCAAACGUCUUGCAGAGAACUGCAUGGUGACACUGUUCAGCUCAGCUGUAUAAAGUUGCUUCGUAUUGAUCAGCAUCGCUUGUCACUACACCCAUGGAACCUCAGUAUGAUGUCAUUAUCCUUGGGGCUGGUGUUAGUGGUUUGUCUGCAGCCAAGUUACUGCAUGCUGCAGGUCUGAAUGUCCUGGUGCUUGAGGCGAGGAGUCGGGUGGGUGGACGGACCUACACAAAACGGGAUCCUGCCUUUCAGUAUGCAGACAUGGGAGGCUCUUAUAUUGGCCCCUCCCAGAAACGCAUCAGUAAGCUUGCCAGUGAACUGGGAUUGAAUUUGCAUGGUGUCAACGACAAUGAGAGAUCCAUUUUUAUAGACAAGGGUAAGGUGAUCCCCUACAGGAAUUUCCCACGCAUUUACAAUCCCUUUGCUCUAAUGGACUUUGUCAAUUUCUGGAGGACGGUGGACGAAUUCUGCAUGCAGGUGUCCCUGGCUUCCCCCUGGGACUGCCCACGGGCUGCCGAGUGGGACAAUAUCACCACCCAGGAGUUCAUCGACAGGACCUGUUGGACGCGGUUUGCCAAGGCCAGCGCGGUUUCCAUGAUCCGCAUGACCUUUGCCAUCGAGCCCAGGGAUAUGUCCUUCCUCUUCUUCCUGUGGUACACUCGGAGUGGUGGCAAUGCUUAUACCCACAUGGCUACAAGCAACGGAGCACAGGACAGUAAGAUUGUGGGUGGGUCUAUGCAGGUAACUGAAAGGAUAGCAGACAUUCUGGGCCCAGAGCAUGUUAUGCUGAACAAACCAGUUUCCAAGGUUGUGCAGCACGAUGAUGGAUCUGUUGCUGUAACAACCCUUGGUGGCAGCAGCUACAGCUGUUCCUUUGUUAUCAGUGCCGUCCCCCAGGCUCUGAUUGGUCGGAUAACGUUUUCACCUCCAUUGCCCUCGCUGCGCAACCAGCUUGUUCAGCGAAUUCCUAUGGGAUCUUGUAUCAAGGUUCUCUUGUAUUACAAGACACCUUUUUGGAGGAAGUUAGACUUCUGUGGUGACAUGUGGGGCACAGACCUGCUGGCAGAAGGUCAUGAUGACACAAAGCCUGAUGGCUCGUAUCCAGCGCUGGUUGGAUUCUUAAAUGGGGACAAUGCCAGGAAGUACUGCAUGGAAACCCCAGAGAAAAGGGCCAACAUGGUUGCUGGAUUCUACGCAAGGAUUUUUAAAUCGGAUGAAGCACUCAAUCCAGUGGCCAGUGUGGAGCAGAACUGGAUGGCAGAACAGUAUUCAGGGGGCUGUUACAUGGGAGCCAUGCCCCCCGGAGUGCUGACGACACUGGGCAAGGUGAUCCGGACACCCUUUGGCAGGUUGUAUUUUGCCGGCACAGAGACGGCCACCAGGUGGAGUGGAUACAUGGAUGGCGCUGUGCAGGCUGGCGAGAGAGCUGCCAGGGAGGUUCUGUGUGCAAAAGGCAUGCUGCGCCAGGAUGAGAUCUGGGAACCGGAACCAGACCCUGAGAAUGAUGGCGUAACCUACAACCCCUUUGCCAACAGCCUUUUCCUUCGCGUGGUGCCUUCUGUCCCAACCUUCCUGAAGCUCACCGGAGGGUCAUUGGCCCUAGGUGCUGUCACCUCGCUGCUUUAUCUCCACAGAUACAGGCUGAUGUACUUCUUUCACCACUAGAGGUAUUUGCUGUACUCUGACUGAUCCAUAGUCAGGGAACAGACCUGUAACAUAAAGACAUCAUGCUUUGCUUGCCUGUGCGCUUCAAUUAGUAGGGAGAUGGGAGGAAGCCCACAGAAAAAUAAAUCAUGACUGUCAUUAUUUUAGAUCUGUUGAUGGUGCAACACAUUGCACUGAGCUCCUCAACUUUUUAUACUUUGUACAUUUUUUUGUUCCAAUGCAAUAGGAAUCAUUUAAAAUUUGGAUGUAGAGGUGAAAGACUGUGAUAUAAAUUCUUGAGCAGUGUUCAGACUUGACAAAUUGGACUUCAGUUUCUGCCUAGUAAGGAAUGGACGUAAGACAUCCAUGUUUAGUUAUCUCAUUAUUAACCAGAUUGCAAGGACCAGCCUAGUUGAUGUACAUGGAGCAGAUCCUCGUCAAAAAUACUGUAAAAACAAAGACAAAAGAAUUCAAGAGAUUUGGAAUUUUUAUUUGUGGUGUAUUGAGUAAUGUUGGCUUGAGGUAAAAAUUAAUGUUGGUUUUGGGCCAAGGUUUCUGUGGUAAAUGAUGGAGUUAGUUGAAUUUAUUAGCAAUGGGAGUAAAAAAGACAUGUACCCAAAUUAUGAAGUGCAGCAAAUGCAGGGAAAUUUUGAAAAUUUAUGACAAAUUUAUUUUAUUUUCAAACAUCUGUAUCUCAUAUGUAUAACAAAAUGAGAAAUAAAGUCAUGUGGUAUAAAAAAUGAUUAGAAAUAUUUUUAUUUGUAAUAAAUGGUUUGUACAGAAUCUAGCCUAUGGAACUAAUUUCAGUACACAAUGGAAAACCCAGCAGAUGCAAUUACCAGUAUGUAAUUUGCCUCUUAAAAAGCCUUCAUAAAAAAUUGAUUACAUCAUAUAAUUGGUUAUAAAAAUAGAUUUCUAUGGAAAAGCAUAUUGAAAAUUGGCAAAUGUGGUAUUUUACAGUCAUAAGUCAUAUGUGUCCAUAAAAAUGACAUGAAUUUAACCCUCCCUCCUCCACAUCCAGUGAAACUGAGUUGACGGAACAUUGUAUUCUUUAGCUUUGCAUCUCAGUAGAUCAAGUAAAAUGACUGGCCAAACUGUACUGCCUAUAAUUACAUGUACAUGUGUAAGUACUGCAUUUAAGUAUCAAACAUUAAUAGCAACUUUGUACCUCAAAGCUUACAUACGCAGUCACUGAUUAAGCAACUUACUGAAGUUGAUCCUGAAAACAACCAUAAGUACAUGUACAUUUAAAAUGUGAAGAGGACUGUAAAUGGGCUCUUGAGUACAAAUGCCCCAACAGUGGAAA